AUGAUAGCAAAUAAAAGGUUAAUAUUUAUCAUUUUUGGUUUACUUAUUGGAUUAAUAAGUUGUCAGGAAAGAGAAAAUAUUUCUAUUGAAAGUUCACUGAACGAAACAAAUAUCCCAAGUGAGCCAGCUAAUUUAAGAAGUUUGUAUGGUAAAGGUCAAUACAACACUGUAUAUGAGCCAGUAUAUAUGCAAAAGGUGCAAUAUGUCCCAGCAAAGACUUAUAAGAAAGUAAUGUAUUCGGUUCCGGAAAAAAGCACUUAUGUAGUUCCUCAAAAGCAACAAAUGAGAUAUGUUCCAGUUGGUUAUGCAAAAGGAACCCCUUCUCCACCACAAAUGUAUGUACCAGUUACAAAAUCUGAACCUAAUGUUUAUGUUCCUGUAACUUAUAGCAAGGGAAUGAGAUAUUUAGAAGAAGAAACACCAGAAAAUACUGUGAUUCACGAGUAA
This is a messenger RNA of Cryptosporidium ubiquitum, 447 nucleotides long. RefSeq lists its product as uncharacterized. NCBI's taxonomy places the organism in Eukaryota, Apicomplexa, Conoidasida, Eucoccidiorida, Cryptosporidiidae. The transcript has a single exon. The coding region runs from base 1 to 447 and encodes 148 amino acids. The record is from RefSeq and is a predicted model, not a curated record.